CAGUCAGUGAUCAUGACCAUAACCUAAAAAAGAAAGUUUGGCAUUUUGCAAUUUUUAUUUAUUUUUAUGGGUCAAAAAAGCUAAAAGUUUUUAAGCCAAAAUGGACAUAGGAAAAUACGAGAGCGGCAUAAGAAAUACCCAGGAAUGUUCCCGCUUAACCGCCGAUGUUUACUUUCUCAUACAAAGAUUUUUGAGUUCUGGUCCUUUAAAACGAACUUUACAAACACUCAAUGAAGAACUUCACGAACAUAAGAUUCUACCCAAAAGAAUUGAUUGGCAAGGAGAAGAACAUGAUCGAUCAAUUGAAGACAUGCAAAACCAGUAUCCACACAUUCACAAAGACUUUUUACAGUUUCUAUGUGCUCAGGCAUCGACCUUCUUAAAUCCCAACACCUCUGUGGUACCCUCAUAUCUCAGUUUUCGCCCUAAAGCCAAAACUAAAGAUGGAGUCUACAGCAAUUUUAAACAGUACUUUAAUUAUGUAGCAAGGAUACACGGGGCACCCAUACAUGAAUUAAAGUCAAGUUUUAAUAUUGUUAAUAGUAUCAGGGGAAGACAGAUAGGUGGAGCAAUAUCAAGACAACGCACAUACACUCCAAGACUGUACAAGGGAAUGCAAGUGCAAAGAACCACUAUAGGGCAUUUAUCAGCUGUUUAUUGUUUACUGUUUGACCAUUCUGGGAGGUUUAUUAUAACUGGAGCAGACGAUUUGCUUAUUAAAAUGUGGGCUACAUAUACUGGGAGGCUGGUGGCAGUUUUUAGAGGAGCCUCAUCGGAAAUCACUGAUAUUGCUAUUGACGCUGAAAAUACUCUUUUAGCUGCCGGAAGUAUUGAUAGGAUUUUAAGGGUUUGGAGUUUACAAACUGGUAGUCCCAUAGCAGUACUUACUGGGCACACUGGUAUGAUAACAUCUGUAAAUUUUUGCCCUACACCAUGCUGGGGAACCAGAUAUCUUAUCAGUACUAGUACUGAUGGGUCUAUUGCUUUUUAUGGAUAUCAGGCUGACUCUUCAGAUAAGUUUGAGUUCAGAAACACUCCCACUGUCUACCAAGAAAAAAUGAGGCCGGGACAGGCCCAAAUGAUUUGUUCCUCUUUUAGUCCCGGCGGCACCUUUUUGGCCACCGGUUCGGCCGAUCACCACGUAAGGGUAUACCACAUGAAAGGCGACGAAGGUCCGCAAAGGAUCCUGGAAACAGCCGCUCACACAGACCGGGUCGAUUCGAUCCAGUGGGGUCACUCGGGAUUGAAAUUCUUAUCGGGUAGCAAAGAUGGCACCGCCAAUGUGUGGUGGUUCGAGCGGCAACAGUGGAAGAGUGUCCAUUUGGAUAUGAGUGCAAAAUUACCCGAUGACAAACAAACUUCCGAAUCAGAUACAAAAAAAGGCAUUCGAGUAACCAUGGUGGCCUUUGACAAGUCAGACACUUCAGUUGUCACAGCGGUCUCGGAUCAUACUAUGAAGGUGUGGAACGCGUCUACCGGGCAAUUGGUGCGGAUUUUAACCGGUCACACCGAUGAAGUUUAUGUUUUGGAGCCGCAUCCUCACGACGAGGAUGUUAUUUUAUCUACCGGACAUGACGGGCAAUUACUAAUUUGGGACAUACACAAGGGCGAGAUCUUAUUUAAAUUUACCAAUACCAUUGAAGGUCAAGGUUUCGGAGCGAUUUUCGACGCAAAAUGGAGCCCAGACGGUUGCACAAUCGCCGCGAGCGACUCCCAUGGAGACAUUUUAACAUUCGGAUUCGGUACGGGCAGUCCAUUUUAUCAACAGCUUCCGAAAGAACUAUUUUUUCACACCGAUUACCGUCCUUUGGUGCGAGACCAAAACUACUGGGUAUUGGACGAGCAAACGCAGAUUCCGCCCCAUCUGAUGCCGCCCCCCUUUUUGGUCGAUAUCGACGGUAACCCUUAUCCGCCCAUGCUACAACGUUUGGUACCUGGCAGGGAACAUUGUAACGUGGAACAUUUGGUGCCGAAUAUCGUUAUUGGGAAUGAAGGUAUACAGGAGAUAAUACAGGAGGUUCCCAAUCACCAUCGGGCUUUGGAGGAUCUACUGGAGGAGGAAGAUGUUCGGGGUUCCGCUGGGGGCUCUAUGAGGAUUCAACGGAUAAGACAAAGUACAGGGGACUGGCAAACUGAUCAUACCAUUGAGUGGAAAAAGACUCUAUUGGUUCCUCCUUUACCAGCCUCUGUAUUACAGAGACUUAGGGAAAUCAGGCGCGUCCACGAGGACCUAGAAACGAAAGAAUACCAAAAACAGCUGAGAAAACGACCAUUGAUGAUUUCGACCGCAGGUCCGAGCACCGCAAAAGCCAAAGACAAAAAGAAACGGAUCACGAAGAACCCUAAAAAGUCGAAACCGUUCACGCCGAUUGAAGAACUUGACCCGAAUAAAUACGACGUGGUGCCCUUAAGUCCCGAAGAAUACGACGAAUCCUCGUUUAGCGAUUGGGCGGAGGAGGUUUCUGAACCGAGGAAAAGACGGGCUAAGAGGCGCAACAAUUAUUCGGAUAGCACCUCAUCGGAUAAUGAAGAUAGCAGUUUGGAUGUUACGUCACAAUCGGACGAGUCUGAUGAUGAUGAUGAUGUGGUCGAUCGGUCGCGGGAACGUAGGGAAAAGAAAAGGAAUCAUAGAGCUGCAAGGGAAAAAUCGAGAAGAAACUCGCCAAAACCGUCGACUUCAAAACAUGUCGCCGGUCCCUCCAGAGCGUCGGUACCGAAAAACCCGGUGAUCCCCAAGAAGGACCCGCAACCGAAAACGGGACAGACGGCCUCAAAGUCGAACCCAGCCGAACCGUCCACCAGUGGCGUAACCAAAGGUCCCAAAAUUAAAAUAUCCGAACAGUAUAAGCUUAGCGAAUGGUUGGCAGAAACGAGACCGCGAAAAUCCCCCUAUUAUCCACAAAUCCACGAUGAAAUCGUGUAUUUUGUACAGGGUCACAUCUUGUAUAUUGAGGCUGUGAAACAAAAGAGCGUAUAUGAACCCAACAUAAAAGAGCUCCCUUGGGUGAAGGGGAUGCAACUGAAAGACCACGAGUUUUGCAAAGUGAUCGGGAUAAGAUACGAAAUAAAACCGCCCAGAUUGUGCUGUUUGAAGUUGGCGUUGCAGGACCAAACGGGCAGGGCCACCGGUAAAACAUUUACCGUGAAAUAUCACGAUAUGCCGGACGUUUUGGAUUUUUUCGUGUUGAAGCAAAGUUUUCUGGCGGCCAGUUCCAGGGAUUGGCGAGAGGGAGACAAGUUCCGAUGCAUGAUCGAUGACAAUUGGUGGAUCGGGGAAGUAACAAACAAAUCACCCGCGAGCGAUCUCUAUCCGGACUCAACGUUCAUGUGCUACGAAAUUCAGUGGACCAACGGGGAACAGGAGCGGAUGAGCCCGUGGGACAUGGAGCAGAUCGAUGAAGAACGUGUUCCGGAGGAUGAAAAAGCGGCCAUUCCGGUACUGGCCAACGAACUGAGGGCCAUUUUAUAUAAACCGACCCCCGGCGAUUGGCCGAAUUGCGAGAGGGAUACGGCGUGUAAAAGUAUCGCUAGAGGAAUUACACAGGUUAUGGAGUUGGCUAUCGCAGAGCCCUUUUUGGUGCCCGUAGACAUAAACGUCUACCCUACGUACGCCCUUAUCGUAGAAUACCCCAUAGAUUUAUCAACUAUCAAAGCCAGAUUUGAAAAUAACUUUUACAGGCGUAUGGCAGCCGCUCAGUACGACAUCCGCUACCUGGAAACGAACGCGAUUAAAUUCAAUGAAAAAGGCAGCAUCAUAGUGAAACACGCCAAAAUUCUUACCGAAUUAUGUCUGAAGAUAGUGAAAAGCGGCAACAAUGCCAUCGAUAUCGCUUCGGUGUACCAUCAGUUGGUUAAUGGUUAUGACACGUCGAAUUCGGAGGAAGAAGUCAAUGUGGAGGACUUGGAACAACCAUCUACUAGCAGAGCGGUGAGACAUCUGCCUGUGCGCUCGUGGAAAUCUCCCGACGACUGGAAAAUCGAGGCGAGCGGCCUGCUAGAGCUGAUUUGGCAAACCGAGGACUCGGUGCCGUUUAGAGAUCCAGUCAACAAGUUUAAAUAUCCCACAUAUUAUCAGGUUAUUAAACACCCCAUGGACCUAAGCGUCGUAAAAGACAAACUUCAGAAAUCCAUGUAUACCGAACCCAAAGAAUUCUGCUCAGAUAUGCGACUUAUGUUCCAAAACUCCAGGACGUUUAACACUAAUAAACGCUCCCGGAUUUACGUGAUGACUGUACGCUUAUCGGCGAUGUUCGAAGAACACAUGAAAAAAAUCACUACGAAUUGGCGUAUAGCGAAAAAACGGAAACGCCACCUGUCGACCACCACCGAAGACAGCGACAGCGACCAAUCUAACGUUGCGCCGUCGCAAUCCCAGAUGACAAGCCCCGCCUCCGAAACCGUUAAAGUCAUCGUGGAACCAAUCGAGAGCCUGGAGAACGGUAACUACGGCAGCGACAACAGCGAAGACACGCCCCUUGGAGCGUUGUUGCCAAUACAGGAGGAUCCGUUGCCCGUUAUAGAGAACGGAUUUCUUCCGGAGGCCUCUACGAGCAGUCAAAGCCAAAGCAUAGACGAUUUCGAUCAUAAUUACACGAAUCAAAGGAUGGGAUUGCAUAGGAAAAGGGUAAAAGAGGAGGUUAAGACUGAAAAUGACAGACUACAGGGGGUAGCAGAUGAAGAGGAGGAGAGUUCCAGCGACAGUGACGAGCCUUUAAGCUUCCAUCAAACAAAAGGGAAGAAACUUAUUGCUACAAAAGAAUCUAGCAGCAGUAGUAGUAGUGAGGAAGAGUUCGUUCCGGAGGAUACGUCCGGAAGCAGUUCAAAGUCUGGCAGGAGAAGAAAGAAAUCUAGUUCAGACGAGGAGUUUGUGGUAAACAAACGGGCACGCAGGAGAAAACGAGCUUCCUCCUUUGUAGUCGAAGAGGAUGAUGAUGAAGAGGAGGAGGAAAUGGAGGAAUCUUCAGACGGUUCUAGUUCUGAUGACGACGUGCCGCUAAAACCAGCCCCUCCCUCAAGAAGAGUAAGGAGAAGGACUCGAAAGAGUAACAGCGAUAGCUCCAGUGAAUCAUCGUCGGACUCGAAUCAGCCGAAACCGAAGAGAAAAAGACGAAAAGUCUUACUGAGCGAGAGCAGAGAUUCGGAUCAAGACGCGAGAGUUUCGCGCCGCGAGGACUCUUCGGGUUACUUCGGGAACGUGAGCAGUAGGGGCCGAGUGCGCAAAAUCACCGAGAGGGCCGCAGCCUUCUUGAAAAAGUCCGGAUGAUGACCGUACGCGUUACAGUGGAAGAUCGCCGUUUAUCGUUUAAGUUUAAACCACGUUCGGACCCAAAGAUUAUGAGGAUGCUGAGACGGUCGAGCGGGCUGACGUUACAGCAUUAGCAAUACGAAACGAAACUGCCGUGUACAGAUGUAUCAUGAAGAUAUAUUUUUUUAACGUUUUAAAGUUCGUGUUAGUUCGGUUUUAAUUUUUAAGUGCGCGCGCAUAUUACCGCAACCAAAUGUAAUAUUUUCUUUUUCUUGAGUUGUUCUUGGUGACCAAUAAAGUUAUUGUUCAGUCA
Anthonomus grandis grandis is the source of this 5558-nucleotide messenger RNA. RefSeq names its product bromodomain and WD repeat-containing protein 3 (gene BRWD3). Gene Ontology annotation, molecular function: protein binding. Lineage: Eukaryota; Metazoa; Arthropoda; Insecta; Coleoptera; Curculionidae. The coding region runs from base 101 to 5263 and encodes 1720 amino acids. Gene Ontology annotation, biological process: cytoskeleton organization; regulation of transcription by RNA polymerase II; regulation of cell shape. The transcript is spliced from 28 exons. The record is from RefSeq and is a predicted model, not a curated record. Gene Ontology annotation, cellular component: nucleus.